AUGGUCAACAUUGCUAGGGAAAGGUCCUCCUCAUAUUCCAGCGUCCACACGCCUGUAAUCAGCAGUGAGGAACUCUCCUUCCCUGAUGAUACCUUCAUAUACUCCAUUACAAACGUCAACCUGAUGUGCUUCACCGACACGAGGAAGGGCGCCAGAGAGAUAGUGCGGGCACUUCAACACAAUAGAGUGGUCAUCGUCAUAGGCUGGACUGUAUUGGGACAUAUCGAGAUUAUUCAGGAGGUCCAGGCGCAGAUCCGCCCGGACGAAACGCCAUUCAAACCGCCUGUUCCUGACAUCUGGCUCGACUCUGGCAUACCAAGGCCGUGCUAUCGAGUGCCGGGCUCGAAGUAA
Fusarium proliferatum ET1 is the source of this 351-nucleotide messenger RNA. RefSeq lists its product as uncharacterized. The coding region runs from base 1 to 351 and encodes 116 amino acids. The record is from RefSeq and is a predicted model, not a curated record. NCBI's taxonomy places the organism in Eukaryota, Fungi, Ascomycota, Sordariomycetes, Hypocreales, Nectriaceae. The transcript has a single exon.